This is a messenger RNA of Kwoniella mangroviensis CBS 8507, 1209 nucleotides long. RefSeq lists its product as uncharacterized. NCBI's taxonomy places the organism in Eukaryota, Fungi, Basidiomycota, Tremellomycetes, Tremellales, Cryptococcaceae. The coding region runs from base 1 to 1209 and encodes 402 amino acids. The transcript has 3 exons. The record is from RefSeq and is a predicted model, not a curated record.
AUGUAUAACGGCAUCAACGUUCAUUUCCCUGUUAUCUUCGAUGACGGUUUCAAAUGGCUUCUUAGGGUCAGACAGUCCCAUAAUGGCUACCCACCUCCUGAAAUACAAAAAUUUGUAGUCCGAAGUGAAGUGACUGCUCUAACGAUUCUCAAAAAUGGUGGAGUACUUGCUCCUGAUGCUUGGUAUCCUCUUAGCGACGGUCAAUCCUCUCAGCCCGAUUUAUGCUACUUCUUCUGCCAAUUACUGAAUGGAGCAUCUUUGAACAUUCCAAAGAGAGGAAUUGACGCUCUUUGGACACCUGGGCCAGAGAUAAAGCACAUUAUCGAGGAAUACGCUAGAAUAUCCAUUCUAAUCGCCGAUACACCCAUCUCCAGUAGCUUGAUCGGCUGCCCCAUACCAGAUCCCGAUGACCCCCAUCACAGAAGCAUCGGACCUUUGGCUACUCACCGUUCAUUGAACAUGAUCCAACCACCUUAUUUCCCUGGCCCUUUCAAUAACAACCAAGAACGUUAUCUAGCACAAAUAGAUAUAGCUCUCGAUCACGUUUUCAAUGGACAUUUAUGCCAGAGGAAUACCUUAGAUGCCUAUUUAUGGCAUCUAGAGCUCAGGGAGCUGGUUGGACUAUGCGAUAUGCUUGCCGAGAAACCCAACAAGGUAUAUAUUAAACAUGCGGAUGAUAAGGGGGAUCAUUUAAUGGGUGAUGGUGAGGGUAAUUUGACAGGGAUUAUAGACUGGGAAUGGGCAUACGCGACGACCAAGGAAGAAGCUUUCUCCUCGCCGUACUUCUGCUUCACACACAAUCGAUACUACGCCGGUAACAACUUUAUGACACCCGCGGAGGAGCUGUUGAUUCAAGCUUAUGAGAGAUUUGGGAGGAAGGACUUGGCAGAUUGCAUCAGGAACGGCAAGAUCUACCAGCGAUUGAGUCAUAUAGGCACAUUUGAACCAUGGCCUUGUCCUCAACGUGGUGUCUUAGAAGCCUUUGCACAAUGGAAACCGGCUAAUCUCAAACCACCGGCCAAGUUCGAUAAAUCAUGGAGAGUAUAUCUCAUAGAUCGAUAUAGAGACAACGAGACCCUUCAGGAACUCAUCAAGCGUGAAGCUUGGGAUCAGGAGAAAGGAAGGGCCGAAGUGAAAUCAGAGAGGGAAAAAUGGCUGGAGGAGAGAAAGGAGAAGUGCAAGGAGCACUCUUCUGUGGAAAUCUCGUAG